AUGGAUUUUCGUGAUUUUGUAGCAGCAACACCCUUCGCAACCUACAUCUUGCGUCAUCCGCGCGAGGCUCUCUCGAGCUUCGGUCCGACCUUCAACGAGGCCACCUUUGGUCUGCUGGGGGCCUCCUUCAAGCCAGAUCGCGACAUCCGCAAUCUCGAUGGCAAGGUCGUCCUUGUCACCGGCGGUAACUUCCCCCUUGUAUCUACAGCUUCACAGAUGAUUAACGCAAUGGAUCUCGCAGGCAACGCCGGUAUAGGUAAGGAAACCAUCCUCCAACUCGCCAAGCACCGCCCAUCGCGAAUCUACAUGGCCGCCCGCACCGAAAGCAAAGCGCGUGAGUCAAUCGAGUCCCUCCAAGGCCAGUUGUCUUCUCCAGCGGAUAUUCGCUACCUACCUCUCGACCUCUCCUCCUUCAAGUCGAUCCGCGCCGCCGCAGAGAUGUUCCAGGCCGAUAGCGGUCGCUUGGAUAUACUCAUCCUUAAUGCGGGGACCAUGGGGAACCCGCCUGUCAAGACGAAGGAGGGUUUCGAAAUUCAGCUCGGUACGAAUCAUAUCGGUCACUUCCUGUUGACUAAGUUGCUGUUGCCGACGCUCCAGAAAACCGUUGAUCAUGACCGCGCCAAGGGUGAUACCCCCGAUGUGCGGGUUGUAACUGUGGCCUCGGCGGCUCAUGUGGUCGGGCCGUCGACGUUUGAGGAAAUGACAUCGACUCCUGGAUUGUUGGCUAGCAGCACUUGGACCCGCUAUGGAGCUUCCAAGUCGGCUAAUAUUUUGUUUGCGGCUGAGCUGGCCCGUCGGCAUCCUGAUAUCUUGUCUGUUGCUGUGCAUCCCGGCGCAGUUGAUAGUGGACUUUAUGGACACACCAAGGAUCUUAGUUGGAUGAUGAAGUACAGUGUGACUGUUACUGGCUCUAUGUUCUUCCGGACUGUCACCACGGGUGCGCUUAAUUCUCUCUGGGCGGCUGGUACACAGAAAGACAAGCUGGUCAACGGUGCUUACUACGCCCCCAUUGGAUAUCGCUGCGGUGGCACUGCCUUUGUUCAGAAUGCGGAGGUUGCUCGCAAGCUCUGGGAUUGGACCGAGGCCCAGGUUUCCACGUACUACUAA
Molecule: messenger RNA, 1107 nt
Organism: Penicillium arizonense
Lineage: Eukaryota; Fungi; Ascomycota; Eurotiomycetes; Eurotiales; Aspergillaceae
Product: putative short-chain dehydrogenase/reductase family protein
Exons: 1
Coding region: 1-1107 (368 amino acids)
Source: RefSeq, a predicted model, not a curated record